AGUCCACCCAAUUGUUUAAUAGUCAGUCUUGAUUUAGUUUUCUUAUCAAUUUAAUUGCAAUGGUGCGGAAAAGUGCUUACGGAGUGUUCCUAAUUUUUAUUAUUCUCAUAAAUAAUGGAUACGCAGAUGAAAAAGAGGAAGUAAAAGAUGAAAAACCUAAGAGUGAUGAUAAAACGGUCUCAAAGAGAGGAAUUUUACAUUUUGGAAUUCACGGACAUCCGCAUGUUCAUGGUGUUCCGUUUGUGCCUAAGAUACCAGUAAUUACAAAAGUUCCAACAUUUAUUAAGCCUGCUGUUUUACCGGCACCUGUAAUUCCUACCACACCAUACCAUCUUACGCAUGGUGGAGCUACUGUAACAUCGUACAAUGCUAAUUAUCCACGAGUUCCAAUCUAUACAAAAACAAUCAUUCCACCAGCUUAUCCGUUCUUGCCUGCUAUUCCUCAUAAUCACCAUCAUGGAUUAAUUCCACAUAGUCACCAUCAUGGAUUAAUUCCACAUAGUCACCAUCAUGGAUUUGACCUUCAUCAUGGAUACGAUCAUCAUCAUUUGGCUGGAUUGUUCCCCCACAACCAUCAUCAUCAUUCCUUAUAUCCACAUCAUCAUCAUUCCUUAUAUCCACAUCAUCAUAAUCCAGCCUACCCACACGUCCACAUAUCCAAACCAAUCGUUCCUGUCGCAGUCCCAGUUCCAGAAUAUCAUCAUCACAAAAUUCCAGUUUUUUACCCAUCAAAACCGGUAUUUUCAAAGCCUGAAUUCAACCCAACUUUCGUACCUAUUCCCGUUCCUUCAAAUCCGCAACCAAAUCCAACAGUUAUCACAGUGAACCCAGGUCAGGGACCAUCCAUGGCACAGCAAUUCGCACAUUAUCAACAACAGCAAUAUUUGCAUGAUCAACAUAACUCAUAUCCCUACCCAGCAGCAGCUGAAACAUUUUCACAAAAUUAUGAGGCACCAUCUAACAAUGGAAAUUAUCACGGUCUGUCGUCUUAUCAAGUGCCGCUAGGUGUUCAAUAAGAAUAAGUAGUGAAUGAUGUAAAACUAUCUGUUAAUUAUGACAUUAUUAAGUAAAGCAAUGUGCCAAAAUAACCUUGUUAUUUAUGAGAAAUAAAACUUAACAUUUGAAUAUUAUGCUGUAAAAUAUUCCAUUGAGAUUAUUCUGUG
This is a messenger RNA of Chironomus riparius, 1163 nucleotides long. Lineage: Eukaryota; Metazoa; Arthropoda; Insecta; Diptera; Chironomidae. The record is from the annotation of a GenBank genome assembly.